Molecule: messenger RNA, 3868 nt
Organism: Otolemur garnettii (small-eared galago)
Lineage: Eukaryota; Metazoa; Chordata; Mammalia; Primates; Galagidae
Gene: AQR
Product: aquarius intron-binding spliceosomal factor
Exons: 24
Coding region: 20-3589 (1189 amino acids)
Biological process (GO): mRNA splicing, via spliceosome
Cellular component (GO): catalytic step 2 spliceosome
Molecular function (GO): helicase activity; mRNA binding
Source: RefSeq, a predicted model, not a curated record
AUCUUUUUAGCUUUUGGACAUGCUCAAGUUCUAUACUGGUUUUGAAAUUAAUGACCAGACUGGAAAUGCUCUGACGGAGAAUGAGAUGACUACAAUUCACUAUGAUAGAAUUACUUCUCUGCAGAGAGCUGCUUUUGCACAUUUCCCUGAACUCUAUGAUUUUGCCCUCUCAAAUGUGGCAGAAGUAGAUACUCGGGGAUCCUUGGUCAAGUGUUUUGGACCUCUUAGUUCAAACACCCUCCACCAGGUGGCAUCAUACCUCUGCUUGUUGCCAACCCUUCCUAAAAAUGAAGACACAACUUUUGAUAAAGAAUUUCUUCUAGAAUUGCUGGUAUCUCGUCAUGAACGUCGAAUUUCUCAGAUUCAGCAGUUGAAUCAGAUGCCUUUGUAUCCAACUGAGAAAAUUAUAUGGGAUGAAAAUAUUGUUCCAACUGAGUACUAUUCUGGGGAAGGUUGUCUGGCUCUUCCUAAGUUGAAUUUGCAGUUUUUGACUCUUCAUGACUACCUCCUAAGGAACUUUAACCUCUUCCGCUUGGAAUCAACUUACGAAAUUAGGCAGGACAUCGAAGAUAGUGUCAGCAGAAUGAAGCCAUGGCAAUCUGAAUAUGGUGGUGUAGUAUUUGGAGGCUGGGCAAGAAUGGCACAGCCCAUUGUGGCGUUUACUGUAGUUGAAGUUGCCAAACCCAAUAUAGGUGAAAACUGGCCAACCCGAGUUCGUGCAGAUGUUACCAUCAAUCUCAAUGUCAGAGAUCACAUCAAAGAUGAAUGGGAAGGUCUUCGUAAACAUGAUGUAUGCUUUUUAAUUACUGUGCGCCCCACAAAACCUUAUGGCACUAAGUUUGACCGGAGGAGACCUUUUAUUGAGCAGGUCGGCCUGGUUUAUGUCAGAGGCUGUGAAAUCCAGGGCAUGCUGGAUGAUAAAGGGCGUGUCAUUGAAGAUGGACCUGAACCCAGACCCAAUCUUAGAGGAGAGUCAAGGACAUUUAGAGUGUUUUUGGACCCAAACCAGUAUCAACAAGAUAUGACCAAUACUAUACAAAAUGGAGCAGAAGACGUGUAUGAUACUUUCAACAUAAUAAUGAGAAGAAAACCAAAGGAAAAUAACUUUAAGGCUGUGCUGGAGACUAUUCGGAACCUGAUGAAUACUGACUGUGUGGUACCUGACUGGCUUCAUGAUAUCAUUUUGGGUUAUGGGGACCCUAGUAGUGCACAUUAUUCGAAAAUGCCCAAUCAGAUUGCCACCCUUGAUUUCAACGAUACAUUUCUCUCUAUUGAACAUUUAAAAGCCAGCUUUCCUGGUCAUAAUGUUAAAGUGACUGUGGAUGACCCAGCUCUACAGAUACCCCCUUUCAGAAUAACUUUUCCAGUCAGAAGUGGAAAAGGGAAGAAAAGAAAGGAUGCAGACGGAGAAGACGAAGACACAGACGAGGCAAAAACUCUAAUUGUGGAACCUCAUGUUAUUCCUAAUAGGGGUCCUUAUCCUUAUAAUCAACCCAAACGUAAUACAAUUCAGUUCACUCAUACACAGAUAGAGGCUAUCCGUGCUGGAAUGCAGCCUGGGCUGACUAUGGUUGUGGGUCCACCUGGCACGGGAAAAACUGAUGUGGCAGUCCAAAUCAUAUCCAACAUCUACCACAACUUUCCAGAGCAGAGAACUCUAAUAGUUACUCAUUCCAAUCAGGCCCUGAAUCAGUUGUUUGAGAAAAUUAUGGCUUUAGAUAUUGAUGAACGCCACCUUUUGCGUCUUGGUCAUGGAGAAGAGGAGCUGGAGACAGAGAAAGAUUUCAGCAGGUAUGGAAGAGUUAAUUAUGUCCUGGCUCGAAGAAUAGAACUUUUAGAAGAAGUCAAACGAUUGCAAAAGAGUCUGGGCGUUCCAGGAGACGCCUCCUAUACCUGUGAAACUGCAGGCUAUUUCUUCUUGUAUCAGGUAAUGUCUCGUUGGGAAGAGUACAUCAGCAAAGUGAAGAAUAAAGGUAGUACGUUGGCAGAUGUUACGGAAGUCUCCACUUUCUUCCCUUUCCAUGAAUACUUUGCAAAUGCUCCUCAGCCCAUUUUUAAAGGCAGAUCUUAUGAAGAAGACAUGGAAAUUGCUGAAGGUUGUUUCAGGCAUAUUAAGAAAAUCUUUACUCAGCUCGAGGAAUUCAGAGCAUCUGAGCUCCUUCGCAGUGGAUUGGACAGAUCUAAAUACCUUCUGGUGAAAGAAGCCAAAAUUAUUGCUAUGACCUGUACUCAUGCUGCCUUAAAACGACAUGACUUGGUCAAGUUAGGUUUCAAGUAUGACAACAUUUUAAUGGAAGAGGCUGCUCAGAUUCUGGAGAUAGAAACUUUUAUUCCUCUUCUUCUACAGAAUCCUCAGGAUGGAUUUAGCCGACUGAAACGUUGGAUUAUGAUUGGUGAUCAUCACCAGUUACCUCCAGUCAUUAAGAACAUGGCCUUUCAGAAGUAUUCAAACAUGGAGCAGUCUCUCUUUACUCGCUUUGUCCGCGUUGGAGUUCCUACAGUGGAUCUGGACGCUCAAGGGAGAGCCAGAGCGAGCUUGUGCAAUCUCUACAACUGGCGAUACAAGACUCUAGGAAACUUGCCCCACGUGCAGCUUUUGCCGGAGUUUAGCACAGCAAAUGCUGGCUUGCUAUAUGACUUCCAGCUCAUUAAUGUGGAAGAUUUCCAGGGAGUAGGAGAGUCUGAACCUAAUCCUUACUUUUAUCAGAAUCUUGGAGAGGCAGAGUACGUAGUGGCACUUUUUAUGUACAUGUGUUUACUUGGUUACCCUGCUGACAAGAUUAGUAUUCUAACAACGUAUAAUGGCCAAAAGCAUCUUAUUCGUGACAUCAUCAACAGGAGAUGUGGGAACAAUCCAUUGAUUGGAAGACCAAAUAAGGUAACAACUGUUGAUAGAUUCCAAGGCCAACAGAAUGAUUAUAUUCUGCUUUCUCUAGUACGAACCAGGGCAGUGGGCCAUCUAAGGGAUGUUCGCCGCUUAGUGGUGGCCAUGUCUAGAGCCAGACUUGGACUCUAUAUCUUUGCCAGAGUAUCCCUCUUCCAAAACUGUUUUGAAUUAACUCCAGCCUUCAGUCAGCUCACAGCCCGCCCGCUUCAUUUGCAUAUAAUUCCAACAGAACCUUUCCCAACGGUUAGAAAGAAUGGAGAAAGAACCUCUCAUGAAGUGCAGAUAAUAAAGAAUAUGCCCCAGAUGGCAAACUUUGUAUACAACAUGUAUAUGCAUUUGAUACAGACUACACAUCAUUAUCAUCAGACUUUAUUACAGCUACCGCCUGCUAUGGUAGAAGAAAGUGAGGACGUUCCAAAUCAAGAAAUGGAAUUGGAAACAGAAGAAGAAGCCAUGGCUGCGCAAGCCGAUGUCAUACCCAGCCCAACAGACACCAGCUCCAGUCAGGAAACCCCAGCCUUUCAGUCUGACACCACCCCCAGUCAUACUGAGGCCACCACCAAUCAGACAGGAGCCGGUUCCAAUGCAGACACCAUCCCUGCUCUACCUGAGUUUACUGAGACUGUGUCAGAACCUGUGACUGAACCAGCAGAGGCUGACACCUCUCAAGAUGCCACAGCUGCCCCAGCAGACACCAAGUAGCCAAACUGUAGCCCUCCUUAGGGAGGACAUGACAUUCAUAAAGUCUAAGUCAAGUUACUUUUUGUAUUUUACAUUUGCUCUGCCAUUUCAGUGGCACUAAUUAAUGUUCAGUCCUUAUUUUUGUUAAUUGAUUCAGUGUCUUAGAUGUAUUUAAAAAAAUUGUGUAUGAACAACUCCAUUUUCAUUUGUUUACUUUGAAGGACAAAUAACCAUUCCUUUGAUAUUUGAUCACUGAGUCCAUGUAUCUGUAAUCUUACCUACAUUAAAAUAAUUUUCUAU